AUGACAAGUCGCGACGGUUUUCAAUGGACACCAGAGACCGGCCUGGUCCAGGGCGUGCCUUCGAUCGGUGUCAUCUCACCACCUACAAAUAUCACAUCGGAACCAGGCCAGUUUGAUGUGAUUGUCGUGGGUGCGGGCUAUUCAGGCCUUACAGCGUCUCGAGAUGCGUGCCUGGCAGGCUUGAAGGUGCUUCUUCUCGAGGCCCGCGACCGCAUUGGCGGCCGCUCCUGGUCGUCUGAUAUCGAGGGAUAUCCCUUCGAGAUGGGCGGCACCUGGGUUCACUGGGGACAGCCUCACGUCUGGCGCGAGAUCUCGCGAUACCAGAUGCGAAAUGAGCUGGAGGGCUCGUUUGACUUUUCUCGCGGCGUCAACCACUUUGAAUUGCGUACAAACCAGGGGUCGGCCAAACUGAGCCACGAGGAAGAAGAUGCAUUGCUGGAAGGGGCUCUGUACAAGUUCGUGGAUGUAGAUGGGGAUCUUGGGCGUCGAGUCGUUCCCUUCCCCCAUGAUUCAUUCCACGUCCCUGAAGCUCGACGAUACGACCAGAUGUCUGCGCAGGAUCGUUUGACUCAGGUUGCCGACAUCAUGACGCCUCGUGAAAGGGCUGCCCUGGAGAGCUUCGUCCUGCUCUGCAGCUGCGGCACUCUGGCGACAACCAGCUUCUUCGAGUUCCUGCACUGGUGGGCGCUUUGUGGCUACUCAUAUCGAGGCUGUCUGGAUGCUUUGAUUUCGUAUAAAUUCAAGCGAGGGCAGUCGAGUUUUGCCAUUCGGUUCUUCAGAGAGGCGCUCUCAACAGGCAACCUGUCCUACGCCUUCAACAGCCCGAUCCAAUCUAUUGACGACCAUGGCGAUAAAGUGGCUGUCACUACUCGUGAGGGCCGACGCCAUGCUGGGGCUCGUCUCGUCUCUACGAUCCCACUGAACGUGCUCAACACUGUGGCCAUCUCGCCGCCGCUCAGUACACAGCGCACGGCGGCAGCAAACACCGGCCAUGUUAACCAGUGCGUCAAAGUCCACGCGGAGAUCUCGAGUCGGGACAUGAGGUCGUGGACGGGGAUCUCAUACCCCUUCAACAAACUGUGCUAUGCAAUCGGCGACGGAACAACGCCAGCUGGGAACACUCAUAUUGUCUGCUUCGGCGGUGCACACAACCACCUGCAGCCAGAAGAGGAUAUCAAUCAGACCAAGGCGGCCGUGGACAGCCUCUCACCGGGUAACAUGGAUAUCAAGAGACUGGUCUUUCACAACUGGUGCAAGGACGAGUUUGCCAAGGGGGCGUGGUUCUUUUCGCCUCCUCAGAUGCUUUCAACGUCGCUGGACGCGUUGCGUUCUCGUCAUGGCAACGUGGUGUUUGCCAACUCGGACUGGGCAGUUGGAUGGCGGAGCUUUAUUGACGGUGCGAUCGAAGAAGGGACUCGAGCAGCGAUGGCAGUCGUCGAAGAGCUCAGACCGCGUCCUGCGGUGCGCGGCCGCCUGUAA
Messenger RNA from Aspergillus puulaauensis, 1479 nucleotides. RefSeq names its product flavin monoamine oxidase family protein. Gene Ontology annotation, molecular function: oxidoreductase activity. The transcript has 3 exons. NCBI's taxonomy places the organism in Eukaryota, Fungi, Ascomycota, Eurotiomycetes, Eurotiales, Aspergillaceae. The coding region runs from base 1 to 1479 and encodes 492 amino acids. The record is from RefSeq and is a predicted model, not a curated record.